Molecule: messenger RNA, 1491 nt
Organism: Geosmithia morbida
Lineage: Eukaryota; Fungi; Ascomycota; Sordariomycetes; Hypocreales; Bionectriaceae
Exons: 1
Coding region: 1-1491 (496 amino acids)
Source: RefSeq, a predicted model, not a curated record
AUGAACACCUACCCAUCACCUCGAACCCCUGGAUCCACUCCCGUCUCCGACUGGGAGUACUCUCGAAUGUCUUCGGCAACGCCCACGCCCUCGCCGAGGCCGAACUGGAUCGAUGCCCAGACGCCUCGGCGGCCGGCCACCCGCGCUGCGCACUCGAGGGGUAGCAGCUACUCGCACUCGGCAGCCUUCAGCCCCCGUCCGCCUCGCGACUCCCCGCGAUACAACAGUUCCGGCGAGUAUGCCACGGUUGAUGUGAGUUAUCAAGAUUUCUUGUCUUCGCCGUCUUCUUCGUCGGAGCACUUCUUCCAACACUCCACCCCCACCGUCGCCAACAAGCGCCGCGAACGUCGCACCUCGUACUCUCAUGGCCAUCGCCAUGCGCGGACUCCUACUCCCCAUGGAGAAUCCGACGAGGAUGAAAUCAUCGAGGCCAUGGGUCGGACCUUUGUCCUACCCGCCGCCGCCGCCGUCUCUGCCGCCGAAGCUUCCCACUCACGAGGGGGCCGAGGCCGCAGGGCCAGCGUGGCGGCGCCGGGUUCUGGAGAAGGCGCCGGCGGCGGUGUCCCGACUUGGCAGAAGCAGCAGCAGCAGCAGCAGCAUCUUCAUCACCACCACCACCGUAGCCGUCGCCACGAUGACUACUACGAUGCACCAACUUCUCCAACAACGGGCUACCAUGGGGUACGGUACACUAAUCUCGGCGGCUCCUCGCAGGACGCACCCUACUAUGGCGCCAACGCCCGCACCCCAGACGACUCCGCCAUCUACAGCCGAGCCCCUUCGUAUGACGUCCCCCGCCCCAUGGCCCAGCCCCGUCCGCCGACGAGCCUCGCCCACUCCCGCCGCGCGUCGGCCUCGACCUCGGUGCCCCAGAGGCCGUCGACCGUCCGCCCCACCGCGAUGAAGCAGCCCACGCCCCCGCGCAUGGUCAAGCCGCCACCGCCGCCCAAGGCCACCGAGGAGGACGCCGCCCGGCACAAGAUCCCGCCCGGAUUCUCUCUCAAGAACUGGGACCCGCGCGAGGAGCCCAUCCUCCUGCUGGGGAGCGUCUUCGACGCCAACAGCCUAGGCAGGUGGAUCUACGACUGGACCGUCUACAAGGUCGGCUCCCGCGAGCCCCUGGCCGACCUGGCUGGCGACCUGUGGCUCCUCCUGCUCGAGCUGACGGAGAAGACGAACAGGCUGAUGCAGACCGGCCUCCGCACCCGCUCCAAGGAGAAGCGCGCCCUCGUGGUCGAGUACCUCGACUCGAGCGAGCGUCUCAUGAGCACCUUCCGCCUCCUUCUCAAGAACUGCGAGGCCCCCAUGCUCAAGGCCUGCAAGAAGAAGCAGACGGCCCUGGGCAAGAACUCGGGCAUCGAGUUCGUCGAUACCCUGUUCGGCAGGGACCGCGAGCUGAUCCGCACCGAGAAGUUCAUGCAGAAGGUCAGGACGUGGGGCAUGCGCUUCGACGCGAACCUGACGUCCAUUCUGGACAACCCCACGGCCUAG